This is a messenger RNA of Populus nigra (black poplar), 1419 nucleotides long. RefSeq lists its product as uncharacterized. The transcript is spliced from 6 exons. Lineage: Eukaryota; Viridiplantae; Streptophyta; Magnoliopsida; Malpighiales; Salicaceae. The coding region runs from base 1 to 1419 and encodes 472 amino acids. The record is from RefSeq and is a predicted model, not a curated record.
AUGGUACAUACAGGUUCUCACUGCUAUGAACAGAAUGAAGAAACUCAAGGCUUUGUGGUAGCAGGUGGUGGUGAGAGGAAUGGAAUAGAAGGAAUUGCAGUUGGGAUUGGAAUUGUGGGGAUUGAGGGCAUGCUUGAAAGUGGAGGCAAGGUGACCUUGGGAACAGCAGGCAAUGUUGGCAUGCUAGGAAGCGGAGGCAGGGUGGCUUUGGGGAUUUUUGGCAGACUAGGAAGUGGAGGCAAAGUGGGCUUAGGCAUUGAAGCUGGUGGCGGGGAGAGGAAUGGAAUAGAUGGAAUUGUUGUUGGGAGAGGGAUAUUGGGAAUUGAAGGCAUGCUUGGAAGUGGAGGCAAGGUGGCCUUGGGGACGACAGUAGGCAGUGUUGGCGUGCUUGGAAGUGGAGGUAAGGUGGCCUUGGGGACGACAGUAGGCAGUGAUGGCGGCAUGCUUGGAAGUGGAGGCAGAGAGGGUUUAGGCAGUGAAGGUUGUUGGGUGGUGGGCAAAGUUGGCAAUGUGGGCUGUGGCAGAGAUGGUAUAGAAGGCAAUGGUGGCAAUGCUGGUUUAGGCAAACUGGGCACGGAAGCUGGUGGCGGGGAGAGGAAUGGAAUAGAUGGAAUUGUUGUUGGGAGAGGGAUAUUGGGAAUUGAAGGCAUGCUUGGAAGUGGAGGCAAGGUGGCCUUGGGGACGACAGUAGGCAGUGUUGGCAUGCUUGGAAGUGGAGGCAAGCUGACCUUCGGAACUGCAGGCAUUGUUGGCAUCGUAGGGAGGCUAGGAAGUGGAGGCAAAUUGGGAAGAUUACGAGUUGCUUCCCCUCCCAAAAACGACAAAGCAAUGAAGAGAGACAAGAUAAGACACUUGAAAGCUGCCAUGCUGUUUCCAGGUGGUGGGGAGAGGAACGGGAUAGAGGGGAUUGUUGUUGGGAUAGGGAUAGUGGGGAUUGUUGUUGGGAUAGGGAUAGUGGGCAUUGAGGGCAUGCUUGGAAGUGGAGGCAAGGUGACCUUGGGGAGAGUACUAGGCAUUGUUGGCAGGCUAGGAAGUGGAGGCAGUGUGGGUUUAGGCAGGGAAGGUUGUGCGGUUGGCAAUGUGGGCUGUGGUAGUGUUGGUAUAGAAGGCAUUGGUGGCAAUGUUGGUUUAGGCAAAUUGGGUACCGAAGGUGGUGGGGAGAGGAACGGGAUAGAGGGGAUUGCUGUUGGGAUAGGGAUAGUGGGCAUUGAGGGCAUGCUUGGAAGUGGAGGCAAGGUGACCUUGGGGAGACUAGGCAUUGUUGGCAGGCUAGGAAGUGGAGGCAGUGUGGGUUUAGGCAGGGAAGGUUGUGCGGUUGGCAAUGUGGGCUGUGGUAGUGUUGGCAUAGAAGGCAUUGGUGGCAAUGUUGGUUUAGGCAAAUUGGGUACCGCAGGUAAAGGGGGCAAUUGCAGAAGCUGA